This is a messenger RNA of Microstroma glucosiphilum, 2020 nucleotides long. RefSeq lists its product as hypothetical. The transcript has a single exon. NCBI's taxonomy places the organism in Eukaryota, Fungi, Basidiomycota, Exobasidiomycetes, Microstromatales, Microstromataceae. Bases 304 to 1821 code for a protein of 505 amino acids. The record is from RefSeq and is a predicted model, not a curated record.
UUCGAUCACGAAGCACUACAAGAGCGCGGCUCUGUCUGCCUCUCUCGUUCUUCCCCACCACCAUCCGCUUCGCCUCUCCAUCUUCAGAUCAUCAUCCUCAGAGACAGUAGCUAUUCCAGACCUUCACUGAGGUACCUGACUCUGUCGGGUGUUCGUCACACAAGGCUUAAUCUGGCCCUCAGCUUAUCCGCAUCUACAACAUCCCGCCGUACCAAGCAUCGACUGCUUCGGUAAGCUCGCUGGUCCAUCAUCGGCUCAGCGCUGUUGCUCAACCAAUUUUGCUCGCUUACGCCCUGUCUCUCUAUGCCUUACGACAAGAAGAAAGGCAAGCUCGCUCAUCUGCCGCCCAGUCCAGCCUACAAGACUGUACUCGCCUUGAGAGCUCUGAGAGCCUCUUCCGCUUCAAGUAUGGACAUUGCACCCUCUGUCCGGCUAGUGACGGGUGGCGAGCGAAGGCCACCGGCCAAAGGCUCGUCUCGAUCGCCUGUCGUCGGCGGGCUCCCAGCAGUUCCUUCUGGGAAGGUCACCGUGCCUCGAGGCAAUUCCCACCUCCUGCCGCCGCCAAGCCGUGCUGGAGCCCCGCAAGACCACAAGCCUCGCCCUCUUCCUCGCAAGCCCAUUACACCGAAUGCCAUCUCUAGCACCAACCCCAGUCACCGUCUUGCCGCUCAACAGCUCAGAGCUAUCGCACCUCGGCAUCAGGUCCCUCGUGAGGUGCUCGAAAUCAGCGUCUCAAGCACCAGGGAAAGCAGUCUAUCUUCUUCUUCUUCUUGUUCUUCUUCUUCUUCUUCUUCUUCUUCCUCCUAUCUAUCACUUCAACCGUCAGGCCCGUCUUGGGAUGAGCCUGUGCCUCAGACUUCUCCUACCGAGCGCUGUUUCUUCGAUGACGUACUGGAAGACCACAUUCGAGCUCACGAGAGAUACAUUCGCAAGGGCGGACGUGUCAACCCGAGAUCUCUGUACGCUACGCUGCCCACCAAUGUGGCUGACUUGGCUGCUCAUCUGGGACUGGCUACUUCUCACAUCAGAUCUGAGGCGAGUCCGAAGCCAUCAUCCAAGGGGAUCGGUGGCCACGAUAGCUUGGCUAAUCGCACCUCGUGCUCGUCCAAGGCUACAGCCACCUCAACCUAUAUGCCCGAGACGGUAGAUCGUUUUGCCAAUCACGGCCCUACUCGAGUAUAUCCCGGUACAAAAGCGGUACCUCUCGGUACCUCUCGUAAGAGCAACGGACAGCAAGUCGACGAGAUAGAGUCACCUCAGGCGAUCCCAUCGGCUGGUGCCAGCACAAGGACCUAUGCAACGCCAAAGAGGCAACGUCCCAGGCAAGCCGACCGUCAUCAGCCUGGGUCUGCACAGUCCAUCAAGACUCCCUCGAAUGCUUCCCCUCAUCCGAUGAGGCUUCGACCUCGCCAAGCCGAUCACCACGAUCGUCUGCGCGCUCCCUACGACAUCAGAAGCCUAGCUGCUGGAGGUCACAGGAGCGCUUGGGAUGUUGCAACUCCAGAUAGUGCUUCGCCUUCGCCCCACAGUAGAUUCACUGCGUUGGCCGGAGGCCAAGCUGCCAGACUGAGAGCCCACCAACUCUUUCCACCUCCUGGACUGAUCGCGCGGAACGAGUCUACUCGACCUGACUCGAAAUGUGGACUUGUCAUCAACGACUUCUUCUCUGACCCUCCGUGUCCUGAUGUUCUCAAGGACGACUCUCACGAGGUCUUGAGACAAGUCCAGGAUUUCCUCAACAGUCAGAUGCGAAGGGCUCAGGCGGUGCCUCCCGGCCCUGGUGGUCUGCCUAACCACCACGGCCAUCCUUGGGCCAGGUGAAGGACCAGCACGAUGAUUUGCUACCUCACUGCAGAUGCAAUGGAUUCUCGAGGAUGAGGACAACCUCAAAAGGUAGUCACAUCAGCUUGCCUAGUGAAAGGUAUACCCCAACCGCCGUUCUUGUUCCUUUGGUUGCCUCUGCAGCUCUUCCCUUCGCGUCGCUAGGGCCAUUCGUGACAGAUGAUUCCCAUUUCGAUCG